CCCCUCCUCCACCUACGACUUUCUCCCUCCGACAAACAACUUUCUCUGGCAGCCAAUUUUCAACCAACUGUCUGCCUCCAAACAGGACGUCAAUUUCGUCCGCACUUCUCUUGUCUACCUCUUGCCUACCUCUUGUCUCCGCUCUCGACUUGCUCUCUGUCGCAGUCGACGCAGUUACUCAGACAAACAUUCUCUGCACCUCUUUCAACCCUUACCACCAACGUCAACAAUGAGCCCCGCCAUGUCUGUCUUGCAGCAGAACGAUGCGCAGCUUCCUCUCAUGUUGACCGCCAAUGAGCAAGACACUAUCGCUACCUUCGAGUACAACCUCAAGGAGUGCGAGCACUUGCUCAAGAUGGCCGGCUUCGCCUUUAACGGCGCUGUCACCUUGCCUCGCUCUAUGAAAGAUCGAUUCCGCACCGAUGCUGGCGCCGAGUACGCUGCCCACCAGCUCAGCUUGAUCUUCCAGCGUCGCAUCGUCUUCACUAGCUAUGACGAUCGCACCGAGUUCGGCUUCGCCUUGGAGAACGAUAUUCAGCAUGGUCUCUCAGCCAAUCUUACGGGUCUCCUUGCGUCUGUUUCCAAGGUGACUGCUGGCCGCAAGAACCCUCCACGCCCCAUGAAUUGCUGGAUGCUGUUCCGCGACACCAAGCACAAGCAGCUCAAGGAUGCCAACCCCAACCUGACUGUCCAGGAGAUAUCUACUCUCUGCGCUCAGGACUGGCGCCGCCUCGCUCCCCAGGAGAAGAACGAGUGGCGCGAGCGUGCUAAAGAGGCCAAGGAAGAGCACAAGCGCAUCUAUCCCGACUACAAGUACAACCCCCGUAAGCCAGGUCAGAAGAAGAAGCGUCAGUCUCGCAAGCAAGCUGCUGCCGCCGCCACUACUGCCGCCCAAGUCACCGAGCCUACUGCUGUCGAGCCCGUCAACACCGCUCCUGAGAUCGUCGACUUCAAUGAUUUCAUCGGCAUUAUCCCAACUGUUGCUUUCGGAGGCAUGCGUACCGAAUUCGCUGCCGACGCCAUCGCUUCCAAUGUCACUGAUUUCCUCGCCGGCGAUAUCAUCUCCAACGGCAACCAGGGUCAGGGCAUGCAGUUUGCGGUCUCCCAGGAUCUUCACUAUGGAAAUGAGUUGCUCCGUCAGCAGGCUCUCGAAGAGGAGUUCCGUAUCGGCUUCGAGCAGACCCUCAUGGAUGACAACUUCGCUUUCGUCGACGGCGCUAACGAGGAUGUCACUCUUCCUGCCUUCCAGGACUUUGUCUAA
This is a messenger RNA of Periconia digitata, 1261 nucleotides long. NCBI's taxonomy places the organism in Eukaryota, Fungi, Ascomycota, Dothideomycetes, Pleosporales, Periconiaceae. The record is from the annotation of a GenBank genome assembly.